Gamsiella multidivaricata is the source of this 1102-nucleotide messenger RNA. RefSeq lists its product as uncharacterized. Lineage: Eukaryota; Fungi; Mortierellomycota; Mortierellomycetes; Mortierellales; Mortierellaceae. The transcript is spliced from 3 exons. The coding region runs from base 38 to 1090 and encodes 350 amino acids. The record is from RefSeq and is a predicted model, not a curated record.
UUGUUACGCUGUUUUCUUUUCUUUUUUUUUUUUUGCCAUGGACAAGGCAGCUUUCUCCAUUCACAGCGUCAACAUAUACAACACCAUGUCGUCAAAACUAUCAGCGAAGGCUAGCGCCAAAGUUAAGAAGGCUGCCGGGCAGGAUAAAGGAAAGAAGGGCUUGGGCCAUGAUGAUCUACUUAUGCAAGAAAUUAUUGCUAUGGGAGGCUCAAAGCAGGACCUGGAGCUCUUGCAGGGCAUCGACUCGGAUUCAGAGAUCGAAGAAGUCGACGAUAACCAGAAACAAAUCAAGCAGAAGUCGAAAAAGUCGUCAAAGCUGGAAACGGAUGUGGAGCCCGAACUCAAGAACGAGCUGACCAGUUUCAUGAAGUCACUUUUCGGAUCUGCCAAGAUGAAUCACGGAAAGAUAGAUCUUGCUGUAGAGGAAGAGGAGGAUGAGGAAGAGCUGGAGGAAGAACCGGAGGGUGAAUCGGAGGGUGAUCACGAUAGUUCAGAAGGCGAAUGGGAGACAGAAGAAGAGGAAGAAGAAGAGGACGCACAGAGAGAUGGAGCCGCGGACGACUCUGGAGAUGACAGCAUGGAUGACUUACCUCAGGAACUGAAGGAUAUUCAUGCCCAAUUGGGAAGCCGGAAACGGAAAUCUGAAUCAGCUACCGCCUCAACAUCGUCCACGACCACGAAACCAGCCAAAAAGAUCAAAACUGGAGUGGUACCAGCACACACGCCAGCAAAGAAGACAGAGGCACCAAAGCAUUCAGCUGGCCCGGAUAAGGCAACGAAGGGAGCUCCCAAGGACGUCCAGAAACAGAUCUCGGCGACCCUUGGCAAACCAGCACAAAAACCAGUGGCCAAAAAGACUGGCGCCGUGAAAGCAGCACCAGCAUCUACAAAGCCCAAGAGCAAAAACGAAUCUGCAAAGGCAACGCCCGGAUCUUUAAAGAAACCUGCCGUGACAUGGAAGCUAGGAGACGGCUGGAGUAAAGGAUUCGAGGACAUGCUGGAUGAUGGCGAUACUGGCAAGGGCACCAAAAAUACCCAGAAGAAUAAGAAGCAUGCACUCAGCAAAGCACGGAAAGGUGCCAGAAAGUAACAACUACAUCGC